AAGAAGAGGAAGAAGAAGAAGAUGAACGUGGAUCUGGAGUCGCUGGCGGAGGCCACUUCCGGUGCCAUUGGAUCACUCUUAAGCACCACCAUCCUCUACCCUCUCGACACCUGCAAGACCAAGUAUCAAGCUGAGGCUCGUUCCCAUGGCCGCCAAAGAUACAAGAAUCUCUCUGAUGUGUUAUUGGAGGCAAUAGCAAAUCGCCAGGUGCUUUCGCUUUACCAGGGCCUCGGAACAAAGAAUCUCCAGUCCUUCAUUUCACAGUUUGUCUACUUCUAUGGUUAUAGCUACUUUAAAAGACUGUAUCUGGAAAAGAGUGGAUACAAGUCUAUCGGAACAAGAGCAAACUUGCUAAUUGCUGCUGCUGCUGGGGCUUGCACAGCUGUUGUGACUCAGCCCCUGGAUACAGCUUCUUCAAGGAUGCAGACAAGUGACUUUGGAAAGUCUAAAGGGCUAUUGCACACCCUUACCGAAGGCACCUGGAGUGAUGCUUUCGAUGGCCUCAGCAUUUCCUUGUUACUGACCUCUAAUCCUGCAAUUCAGUAUACAGUGUUUGACCAGCUGAAACAACGAGCACUGAAGAAUAAACAAAACAAAGAUGAUAAAGCAUCCCUUUCUGCAUUUAUGGCGUUUGUUUUGGGUGCAAUUUCCAAGAGUGUGGCUACCUGUUUAACUUAUCCAGCCAUCAGGUGCAAAGUCAUCAUUCAAUCUGCAAACUCAGAGGAAGCAAACACCAAAAAAGAGAUUAAGAAACAACAGAAAACAAUCUCUGCAGUACUCUAUGGAAUUUGGAAAGCAGAGGGCAUAUUGGGAUAUUUCAAAGGAUUGAAGGCUCAGAUUUUAAAAACCGUUUUGAGCUCAGCACUCCUCCUAAUGAUCAAGGAAAAGAUUUCUGCCACCACUUGGGUUCUUAUACUUGCAAUUAGAAGGUUUCUAUUACUCCCUAGCCCUAGGGUAAAAAACUUGUAAGUUAUAAUAGUGGUUAUUGGAGGAAGGAGCUUCAAUCCAUUGUGGAUAGUGGAUUACGGUUGGUGCAAUGUCUACCGAAAGAGUCAUUUUUCUGAAGCUAAGGCAUCGAAAAUGAAUUAUGACUUCUCGUUGGUCCUCUUUCCAUAGGUUUUGAUAUAGAAUGACUACUCCAAGAAAUUAAGGAAAUACUGAUAGAGUUAAGCAAUGAAGAAACUCUUCAAGAUAAAUGCGUUGUUAGUAUUGAUUUGUUUCAUUUCUUGUUUUGGGUUUGGCUGAUGUAUAUGCUGUGAAACCUUGAAUUAGAAGGGUGUUAGUUAAGAGUAGCUUAGGAGUUUUACAAAUAAGCACCCUUUUUUUGUGUAUGUACUCACAUUUAUUCCCUAUUUAUAAAUUUUGAGUAAGUUUUCCUA
This is a messenger RNA of Arachis duranensis, 1379 nucleotides long. RefSeq names its product peroxisomal adenine nucleotide carrier 1. The record is from RefSeq and is a predicted model, not a curated record. Gene Ontology annotation, molecular function: ATP transmembrane transporter activity; ADP transmembrane transporter activity. Gene Ontology annotation, cellular component: peroxisomal membrane. Lineage: Eukaryota; Viridiplantae; Streptophyta; Magnoliopsida; Fabales; Fabaceae. Gene Ontology annotation, biological process: ATP transport; ADP transport; peroxisome organization.